Molecule: messenger RNA, 1395 nt
Organism: Gryllus bimaculatus (two-spotted cricket)
Lineage: Eukaryota; Metazoa; Arthropoda; Insecta; Orthoptera; Gryllidae
Source: the annotation of a GenBank genome assembly
AGUGCAGUCCAGUGCAGUCAUUGUUGCCACCUGGUUGCCACUUGCUAGCGCGUGUAUUAAAAUGAGAAUGAAGUGCAAAGCAAAAAGUCAUUGAUGUUCGUGUGAGCUGACGGUGAAGUGAAUUUAGGAAGUCAUUUAAUUUGUGGUAGGGAAAGACUUGUAAACCGUUAAUAUGUCCAAACAGUAAACAGGCGUGCAAAUAUGUGUAUAAUUGCCCGUUUUCAGGUACUUUGCAGAUAUAAAAGUUUGGCAACCAAGUUUCCUUCAUUUCCCAUGGCUCCGAAAUCGCGACCAAGCUCAGAUAUUGCAUCGUUUAAAGAAAUGUUUAAAAACAAAAAAAAUAUUGCGGUUUUGACGGGUGCUGGGGUAUCUGCCGAAUCGGGUAUACCUACUUUUCGUGGAGCUGGUGGUUUUUGGCGGAAGUAUCAAGCGCAGCACCUGGCUACUCCUGAAGCAUUUUCUCGGAGCCCCUCCCUUGUUUGGGAAUUUUAUCAUUACAGAAGAGAGCUAGUGUUGACAAAGAAACCUAAUAAGGCACAUGAAGCCCUUGCAAAAUGUCAGAAAAUUCUUCAAGGAAAUGGUCAGAAAAUGACGAUUGUAACGCAAAAUAUUGAUGGAUUUCAUCAACAAGCUGGUGCCCAAGAUGUCAUUGAAUUACAUGGAUCAUUGUUCCAAACAAGAUGUACAAAAUGCCAGGAUGUUACUGUUAACAGAAACAGUCCUAUAUGCGAAGCAUUACGUGGUAAAGGGCAGCCAGAUGCUGAUGCUGACACAAGCAAUAUACCUUUACAUGAUUUGCCGCAUUGUUGUAAAGCAAAUUGUAACGGUUUACUUAGACCACAUGUGGUAUGGUUUGGCGAAGGACUAGACCCAGAUGUCUUGAGGGCUGCAGAACAAGCUUUCGAGGAAUGCGAUUUAUGUUUGGUGAUUGGAACUUCAUCAGUUGUGUAUCCAGCUGCAAUGUUUCAUUUUCAAGGGCCAUCUGCUACUACUGUUCCAGAAGCAUUAGGAGUUUAAUAGUUUAUAUAAAAUUUUGUCUUUCAUGACAUCUAAUUCUGUAAAUCAGAAUGAAUCUAAAUUUUGUUGCAUAUUGUAAUUAGUUAUCUUAAGUCAUUGAGUUAUUUCAUAUGAUAGUAUUGAAUAAAUGUUUUAUAGAAUAUUUUAUCUUUAGUGUGAGAUUUGGGUGAUGGUUAGUUUACUAAUUACUUUCUGAUAAAUAUUGUUUUAAUAUGUAGAUUUGUAUAAUUUGUAUUUGUGAAUGAAUAAGGUAAUGUUUAGGUUUCAACAUUAUUUAUUUAAUAUUUUGGUUUUGGUUUCUAAUGGUUUUCAAUGUUUAUCUUGAAUGUCUGUAGAGAUUUUUAUAAAUGUAAUAUAUUAUGUUUUAUUUUCCAUUUA